AUGCUCGCAACGUUUCUGGCGUCGACGCCGCUGUUGUCGGAGUCGUGGAGGCUGUGCACCACCGUGGCCGCCACCUCACCUCGGAGUUUUGUGACGGAGGAAGAAGGCGGCGUGGUGUACGUCGCUUUCCCCGGUGUGGAAAUGGCGGCAGCAUCGGACUCUUGCUGGAGAACCUUGGUGGCGUUGGAUAGCAUCGGCGACCUAACACUCUUCUCGGCGCGUCGCACCAAGGAAGACUUCGAACCUGUGAUGGUGCAUGCCGGGAUGCUGAAUCUCUUCUCCACCUAUUUCAAUCCAUUUCAAAAUCAGAUUUCAAAGGAUCCGUGGAAGAUUCGCAACUCCUACUCAAUUCAGCCUCCAGUCUUACUUACCAACCAGAUGCUGGCACUCAUGGGAAAUUCCACCACCAAAACAAUUGUCAUAACUGGCCACUCCAUUGGAGGAGCCACUGCCUCUCUAUGUGCUCUUUGGCUAUUGUCUUACCUCCACCAUAUAUCUUCCUCUACAUCUGUGUCAGUCUUAUGCCUCACUUUUGGUUCACCAAUGCUAGGGAAUGACUCUUUCCCUCGUGCCAUUCUCAAAGAGAGAUGGGGUGGUAACUUCUGUCAUGUGGUCUCAAAGCAUGACAUAAUGCCAAGGCUGCUCUUUGCACCCAUAACCCCUUACACUACUCAGGUAAACUUCCUGCUUCAGUUUUGGCGACUGUCCAUGACUACUCCAGGUUUUGGGAAGCUUGCAGUUCCAAUUUCUGACCAACAGCAAGAGUUGUUCAACUUUGUGAUGAGUUGCUUGGAUGCAGCCACACAAGACGGAGAAGGAUCUGCACCAAUUUUGUUUCACCCAUUUGGGAGCUACCUUUUUGUUUCAUCAGAAGGAGCAGUGUGUGUGGAUAGUUCAACAGCUGUUAUAAAGAUGAUGCAUUUGUUGUUUGUAUCUGGUUCCCCAGCUUGUAGUAUUGAGGACCACCUAAAGUAUGGAGACUAUAUUAAGAAAUUGUCUUUGCAAUUCUUGAACCAGAAAAAUUCCAUGUUGGGGAACAUUCCUGACUCAAGCUAUGAAGCAGGACUUGAAUUGGCGGUUCGAUCUUCAGGUUUAGCAAACCAGGAAUCGGCCAAGGAAUGCCUUAAGUCGACAAGGAGAAUGGGUCCUUCACCAACCAAGAAUGCUGCUGUGUUACCAAUUAAAUUAUCAAAGGUUCUGCCUUAUAGGGCUGAAAUAGAAUGGUAUAAAUCCUGGUGUGACCAGCAAGUUGAUCAAAUGGGAUACUAUGACUUAUUCAAGAGGAGAAGGAGCACUUCAAAAAUGGCCAUGAAAAUCAACAUGAAUCGUCACAAACUUGCCAGGUUUUGGAACAAUGUGAUUGAGAUGUUGGAGAGAAAUGAGCUGCCUCAUGAUUUGGUAGUGCGAGAAAAAUGGGUCAAUGCUUCACAUUUCUACAAACUCUUGGUUGAGCCAUUAGACAUUGCAGAAUAUUAUGGGAAGGGAACGCACACAACCAGGGGCCAUUACAUACAGCAUGGCAGAGAGAGGAGAUACGAGUUCUUUGACAGGUGGUGGAAGGAUGGAAUGGCUACCGCAGAAGAAAAUAAUGAGAGGAGGAGCCAGUUUGCAAGUUUGACCCAAGAUUCAUGCUUUUGGGCAAGGGUGGAGGAAGCAAGGGACUGGUUGAAUAGUGUUAGAAGUGAGAGUGACACAAGCAAGUUGGCUCUGCUGUGGGAUAACAUCGAGAAAUUUGAGAGGUAUGCUGUGGACCUUAUUGAUAACAAGGAGGUGUCUGAAGAUGUUCUGGCUAAGAACUCAAGUUACAGUAUAUGGGUGGAAGAUUUAAAAGGACUAAGGGAACUAAGAGCAAAGGUGAAGAGGUUCCCACACAACUUCAACCCAUUUCAGGAUGGGGAAGUGAUUCCUUAG
Sphenostylis stenocarpa is the source of this 1911-nucleotide messenger RNA. The record is from the annotation of a GenBank genome assembly. NCBI's taxonomy places the organism in Eukaryota, Viridiplantae, Streptophyta, Magnoliopsida, Fabales, Fabaceae.